Messenger RNA from Theobroma umbraticum, 2551 nucleotides. RefSeq names its product growth-regulating factor 7 (gene GRF7). Gene Ontology annotation, cellular component: nucleus. Gene Ontology annotation, molecular function: ATP binding. The record is from RefSeq and is a predicted model, not a curated record. Lineage: Eukaryota; Viridiplantae; Streptophyta; Magnoliopsida; Malvales; Malvaceae. Gene Ontology annotation, biological process: DNA-templated transcription; developmental process; regulation of DNA-templated transcription.
AGAUGCCAAAUAAUGAGAUGAAGUGAGUGAGAGAGAGAAAGAAUCGCUUUUACUAGUUUGUCUACUACCGUGGUGCGAAUGUGGAAGCAUGGACAGCAAGCGAAGGCCGAGAAGCCGGCAACCCAUCCCUAUAUCUGAAUCCAAAAUCCACAUCAACCCACACCACACUACUCAAAAAUUCACAUCCCCUAGUCAUGUAGAGACAGAGGUUGCUAGUUUCAAAAAGAUUUAUAGGAAGAGGUCUCUUUGAAGAGGAAAAAAGAAAAAAGAUAAGCAUUCAGCAUAACCUUCGCUUUAAAUUUCUCCUUUUUCCCCACUAUCUGCCAGAUUCAAAAAAGGGUAUAGAGUUGGAGGUAGUUAAGACUAAAGAGGCUCUCUUUCAAAUUAGGGGGGGUUGUGGCUUAUUUGAUGGAAAAGGCAAUUUCCCAAUAGGGAAAUGUGAUUCAUGAUGAACAUGGCGUGCUAUAGCGUUUCAGACAAGGCAGCCAAAGAGAGUAGUAGGAUUGAAGCUGUUGAUUUGGGUGUGAAGCUGCAAAGUAGUAAAUUAUUGCUUCCUGGGAAGAUGAUGACGGUUCACCAUGAUAAUCGUCACCGUCUUCCACCUUAUGCAAUUUGUUAUGGUGAUGUUGAUGGUGAUGGUCCCACAGGUAACAACAACAGGCCUAAGACCAGAAAUAUAUACGAUGUUUUUCCAAGCAGUGAUUCUGGUGCUGCUGCUGUUGCUGCUAUUGCUAGUGGUGGUGCAGGUGUAAGGACUCUGCAGCUUUUGACAUUGCCCUCCACUACACCCUUGUGCUCACACGCCUACAAGUCCCCAGGAGGGAUGGCGGCAUCUUUGGAGUUUCCUUUUACAAAUGCACAGUGGCAGGAGCUUGAGAGACAAGCUAUGAUAUUCAAGUACAUGAAGGCUUCUGUUCCUGUGCCACCUGAUCUGCUUAUUCCCAUCACGGGAAGCCCCUCAGUUCCAGUUGCUUCCAACUCUGCUUUGGGCGGAGGUGCUCUAUCUGAGGUUCUCGACCAGGGGGAUCUUGAGCCAGGGAGGUGCAGGAGAACAGAUGGAAAAAAAUGGAGGUGCUCUAGAGAUGGGCCUGACCAAAAGUAUUGUGAGCGUCACAUGCAUAGAGGUCGUCCCCGUUCAAGAAAGCCUGUGGAACUUCCUAACAAGAAGACCCGUCAUACACAUACCCAAGCUCUUCCUUCAUCUUCUUCCACUAUUACUAAGGACUCUCCAUCACAGUUUCUUGGAACUCUUGCUCAGCCCUUCCGUCAGAAUCAGACCACUUGUUUCUUGAUAAGCCAGGUAAAAGCUGCAACAUUUGGCCCGUCCUCUGUUUCUUCGUACAAGAGACCUAGGAACUCGGACUGGAUUGUGAGUGAAGAACUCAGUCCUGGUGCCAUCUGACAACGGUGGCAUUAUCUCAUGCAAAUAGCAACUUCUGCCAGAUCUUUCUCCAAUGCUGAUAACUCAUCUGUUCACCAAAACUACAGUAAGGAACCUCUGAACUUAAAUUCAUAUGCAAAUUUCAAUGCUACAGAAGAUCAACAAAGCAACCGUUGCCCUUUGUUUCUCAAUUCUGAUAUUUCCGCUAGAGAAGUCCCAGAAAUUGCUGCAAGAGGUUUUAUUGAUGCGUGGUCUACUGUAUCAGAUAACCGCAAUGCCAACUCAGGAACUGCAACCUCUGUUUCCUCUAAUGGAAAACUCUCUCUUUCAUCACUUUCUCUCUCGAUGGAGUCAUUGACAUGAGGGAUGAAGGUGGGCCCUAUUCGUAUGGGAUUGGGAGUGACUGAGUCUGAUCAGAACCAUCAAUAUGUCAAAUCACAUCUUUCAAGUUGGUUAGGCCCUGCCUCUUGGGCUACUUCCACACCUGGAGGCCCACUAGCAGAAGUAUUAAGGCCUAGAAAGAUCGCCAGCGCCGUCGCAACCACGGAAGGCGGCUCUAAUCCACCAUCUCCCGUUACUGGAAAUGGAAAUUCUUGUAGUCCACCGGUGACUGCAGUGUCUUCACCAUCUGGUGUUUUACAAAGAACCCUUGCUUCGUUUUCUGAUAGCAGUGGUAGCAGCAGCCCAACACUGGCCAGUUCAGGGGCCAAACCUGAGAUAGGUUCGACGUGGCUUAAAGGAAAUUAGCAUAUCGUCUUGUUGGAAUUGAAGCCAAGAAUUUACUAGAAACGAAUAUGUUUUUUUUUUUGGUGUUCUUGAAUUGGUUACUUCGUUGUUGGUUUAUGAUGUUUAUCCUUAUUAGGUUGUGUAAUUGUGCAAUAGCAGCGGUUUUUUAAGAACUUGUUAUAUAGAUUUUGUGAACUGCAAAGAAGAAAAUCUGUCUGAAAAUGUUCUUUGACUUGAAUCAUGGAAGCUUAUAGCAUACUGAUUCGUAGAUCUUUGCGAAGCGGGCAAGAAAAAGGUACUAUUUGGUUAGUGUAUGAUUUUCCUGCUAGUAUGGUAGAGUCCGACGUGGAAGAAACAAUACCUACUUUAGACUCCAUGAAAGUGUGAUUGUUGUCUGUUGAAUUUAAACAUGGAAAGUUUGAAGCAUUGUAUGUUUGUUCUUUA